Pedinophyceae sp. YPF-701 is the source of this 1743-nucleotide messenger RNA. The record is from the annotation of a GenBank genome assembly. NCBI's taxonomy places the organism in Eukaryota, Viridiplantae, Chlorophyta, Pedinophyceae.
AUGCGUGGACUUGCGCGCUCUGGCGUGCCCACACCGUCCAACCUCGCGACGAUUCGUGGGCACAGCCAGACGAACAUGCGGACGGGCUCGUGCCGGUUGCUCGCGCGAGCUGUGUCGUCGCGGCUGAGGCGCGACGUAGACGCGACGCAGCAGGCCGUCCAGGCGUGGGGGAACCAGCGGCGCGCCGGCCUGUCCUGCAGAGCUGCUGCCCAGAACUCCGCCUCGAGCGAUGGCAGCGACACAGAGGGGCCCCGUGAGGGACCCGCAUCGGGAUCUGUGGACGGACCUGCGGUCCCGGGGGUGCGGGGAGCCGAGGCGGCGACCAGGGGGCGGCGUGCGGGGGCGGGCAACGGAGACGGGCCGCGCGUGGCGACACGCGGCCCCCAAGAGGCCGUUUGCCCCCAGCUGAAGAGCGUGCGCGGAAUCGGUCCGAAAGGGCUGCAAGCGCUGAGAGGAGUGGACAUCACGACGCGGUCAGCGCUGUGUCGACGGCUGCAGUCGGUUGCGUGGGAAGCGCGGCGCGCGGGCGCCAGCACGGAGGUCGACCUCAGGGAGCACAUGGUCGGCUUCCUCCACGACCACGUAGGCAUUCGGCGCAUGCACGCGCGCGACGUGGUCACCGACCUGUGGGACAUCGUCCUCCAGCUGGACCCCGACGGGACGCACGUGACGCUGUCCGUGGAGGGCAACAUCGGCGCGGGCAAGUCCACGUUCCUGGACUUUUUGCACGACCGCGACGUCGUCGGGGAGCUCCGGUGGGAGCUGGAGCACACCAGUAACUACGGGCUGCAGGGCCCGUGGGAGAUGGCGGUGGUGCCGGAGCCCGUGGACGAGUGGAUCGCGCUGAACCACUCCUCGGGGCGGCACAACGUCCUGGAGGCGUUUUACAAGGACCCCGAGCGCUACGCGUACCUGUUCCAGAACUACGUUCUGGUGUCGCGGUGGCGCAAGAUCCGCGACGCGCGGUCCCGCCUGCAGGCGCAGGGCUCGAGCCCGAGCAAGAUGAUGCUCACGGAGCGCUCGGUGUUCAGCGACCGGCAGGUGUUUGUGCGGCAGCUCUACGAGCAGGACCGCACCCUGCGCGACGUGGAGAUGGCCGUGUACGACCAGAUGUUCGACCCGAUCCUCGAGGAGAACCGCUACCUGGUCCCGGACGGGUUCGUGUACCUCAAGGCCACGCCGGAGACGUGCGUGAAGCGCAUGCGCGGGCGGGACCGCAGCGAGGAGGGCAAGGUGAAGGCCGAGUACAUCGAGGGGCUGCACGACCGGCACGCGGAGUGGUUCCUCGAGAAGGUCAAGGUGAAGCACCUCGUCGACAGCGAGGGCGGCGCGCUGCGGGGGGUGUCGCGCGAGGAGGCCGAGCGGUGGGGGGAGUUCAUGAAGGUCGGCGUGCCGCGGAGGCACGUGGAGGCGGACAGCGGGAAGGAGGCGAUGAAGGCGCGGCCGAUGUCGGCCAAGGACCUCGCGCUGCCGGAGCUGCCGGAGAGCAUCCGUGACAACGUCAACCUCCUCGUCGCGCCGGGGCACCAGAUCGACCUCGGGAACACGCACCUCCACAAAGACUUGCACUGCAUCCCGUUCCUGACGAUGGACUACGACGACGACAUCAACAUCUCGCGGGACCUCGACGCGAAGCAACACUACGCCGCGCAGCUGCGGGACUUCCACCAGUGGGUGUUCGAGUACAACCGGAAGAAGCGGGGGGGGGCCUGUCCUUCGAGGACCGCCUCCGGGACAGGGUGA